UAAAAGUUGUCCCCUAGAAAGGAGGUUUAAUGCUCUCAGGACUAGAAACAGAAGUUUUUGAAUUGUGACUCCGUCCCGCUGAGGGACCAGCUCACUCUGCCCCACAGAGAGCUCAACCCCACCACUCUGGUACUAAGCUGAAGACUUUAAGAGGGAUACAACGUCUCAUAGUCUGAGGAAUUUCAGAGGACUUUUUUCUCCCUCAAGACCAGGGAGGUAUUUUUUUUUAUAAAGAAUGGGAGACUAUGAUGAAGACACUGCAUUCCUCGGACAGACUGGUCCUUACUUCUGGACCACAUUCUUCCUCCUAAACACAGUUUUUGUCUCAACUGGAUUCAACGGGCUUUACAUCGUCUUUGUUGGAGCGGCUCCGAAACACCACUGUCUCAUUCCAGACGUCAACUUGACUGAGGAGUGGAGAAAUGCCAUCAUUCCUUUUACGAUAGUGGAUGGUGAAGAGGUGCAGAGCCAGUGCAGCAGAUACAGGCUGGAUGUGGUUAGAAACCUCUCUGCUGAAGGAUUCAUUCCUGGAAGGGAUGUCAACCUCACUAACCUGGAGCAGGAGGGAUGUUUAAAUGGAUGGAACUACAGCAAAGAAAUCUACCAGUCCAACAUUGUCACUGAGUGGGAUCUUGUUUGUGACAACCAGUGGAAAGUUCCCUUCGCAUCAUCAACUCUGUUUGUUGGAUACCUUGUUGGAUCCUUGAUCUCAGGACAGCUCUCUGACAGAUUUGGGAGGAAGAAGGUUGUUUUCAUCUCUCUUGCUGCCCAGUGUGUCUCGGUCCUGCUUCAGUCCUUCUCUCACUCAUGGAGAAUGUUCUGUAUCAUGUUCCUCUUUGUUGGAGCCUCCCAGAUAUCCAUCUAUAUAUCAGCAUUUGUGCUAGGAACAGAGGUGUUGAGCAAGACUAUGCGAGUGCUGUUCACAACUCUUGGGGCCUUUCUUUUCUAUUGCAUUGGGUAUAUGACACUACCCUGGAUUGCAUAUGGCAUCAGAGAAUGGAGGACACUGCUUGCUGUCCUGUCCGCGACUGCUGUGGUGUACAUCCCUCUCUGGUGGUUUAUCCCAGAGUCUCCUCGGUGGCUGAUCACCCAGGGAAGAGUGAAAGAGGCUGAGGUCAUAGUGAGAGACGCUGCAAGGAAAAACAAAGUUGAAGCUCCGCCUGUCAUUUUUAAAAAAUCUGAGCACCAGGCAAUGCCUCCAAAUAAGACAUAUACCAUGCUUGAUGUUCUGAAAUCCAGGAACAUCAGAUGCAUCACACUGAUGUGUCUGCUUUUGUGGAUGGCAAUAAACAUCGGGUAUUUUGGUUUAUCCCUGAACACCUCCAACCUGAGUGGAAAUCCCUUCAUGAACUGUUUUUUAUCAGCGACCACUGAGGUCCCUGCUUAUGUUGUUUCUACUUGGCUGCUAAAGAAAUGUCCAAGAAGAGUACUCCUGUCAUCAUUCCUUGCCAUUGGAGGAGGAGUUCUUCUGCUCAUCCAAUUCAUCCCUGACACCCUCCAGUCUGUUGCUCUGGCUCUGGAAAUGACUGGGAAGUUUGGCUUCACCAUGGCCUUCAGCAUCGUCUACAUCUACACUGCUGAGAUUUACCCCACUGUACUCAGGAACGUAGGCAUGGGAAUGUGUUCUUCUGCUGCACGCAUCGGCAGUAUCACAGCUCCCUAUGUCAUCUAUUUAGGUACCUAUAAUAAGGUUCUGCCUUACAUCCUCAUGGGAAGUCUCACAAUUGCCUCUUCUGUCGUUAACUUCUUCCUUCCAGAGACUCUAAAUAAAGAUCUUCCAGAAACAGUGGAGCAGAUGCAAGAAUGUUUGGGGUUGUGUAGUGGACCCAAAAAGAAGAAAUAUGCAGGAAGGGGGAACUCACCUAUACAACAUGAGGACAAAUCUGAUGUGCAAACACUUACUCCAUAGAGUGAGAGAGAGAGGCGGAGAGAGAGAGAGAAAGAAUGAAUUUGAAAUCUGAAAAUUAAACACGUAUAGUGGGGAGGCAAAAGUCCAUUUCCAAGAACUGUUGUUUUGUUUUGUUAUUUUAUUUUUUUGUUUUUGUCAUUUUUUUAAUAACUAUUUUUUUACUCAGUUGGUGCUUGUAAUUCAAGAAAUAUUUUUUAGAAACGUUGCAAAGAGAAAAAUGAACUUCUUUGAUUUUUUUUGUAUGAACAUUGAAAUGCAUAUAAAUCUGAUUAGUCCCUAAGUUUUCAUCACAAAAUGAAUUUAAUUAAAAAUGGAACAUAUGAACCCUUC
Molecule: messenger RNA, 2239 nt
Organism: Seriola dumerili (greater amberjack)
Lineage: Eukaryota; Metazoa; Chordata; Actinopteri; Carangiformes; Carangidae
Gene: slc22a5
Product: solute carrier family 22 member 5-like
Exons: 10
Coding region: 236-1909 (557 amino acids)
Biological process (GO): transmembrane transport
Cellular component (GO): membrane
Molecular function (GO): transmembrane transporter activity
Source: RefSeq, a predicted model, not a curated record